Lolium perenne is the source of this 1296-nucleotide messenger RNA. RefSeq names its product ras-related protein RGP1. Gene Ontology annotation, molecular function: GTP binding; GTPase activity. The record is from RefSeq and is a predicted model, not a curated record. Lineage: Eukaryota; Viridiplantae; Streptophyta; Magnoliopsida; Poales; Poaceae.
UGGACCGUUGACGGUUGAGCGAGCACGUCUUCGCACUUCCUUUCCCUCUCCCCUCCCUCUUUGCUGAAUUUCCAUCCUCCUCGUGUGCAUCUCCACUUUCCUGUUGAUCGCUUCAACACUGCCAGCUCUUAUUUUAACACCAAACAAGUUUACAAAUUCUUCAUCAUCAUCGCCGCCACCAUCUUCUUCUUCCCAAUAACAAUUCAGCGCUCUCAUCGAUCCCACCCACUACCUGCUCCUCAAUACUACUUGCGUUCUUGCUGCAACAGUAGCCCCGCGGUUCAGAAAACCAAGAACGUGAGAAGGGGGACGCACUUUCCUUCUCCUGACGCCAAGAUCGGUCAGCCAAGAUAAAGAGAUUCCCUGCCGGUGCAGAUUCGGUUGAAGUAGGGAAACUCGGCGAGGCGAUUUCACCCGAGAAGAUGUCUCGGGGCUACGGGGAGAUGGGGCAGAAAGUCGACUACGUCUUCAAGGUGGUGCUCAUCGGCGACUCCGCCGUCGGCAAGUCGCAGCUGCUCGCGCGGUUCGCGCGCAACGAGUUCAGCCUCGAUUCCAAGGCCACCAUCGGCGUCGAGUUCCAGACCAAGACCCUGCACAUCGACAACCGGACCGUCAAGGCACAGAUCUGGGACACCGCCGGACAAGAAAGGUACCGAGCAGUAACAAGUGCUUACUACAGAGGCGCAGUAGGAGCGAUGCUAGUAUAUGACAUGACCAAGCGCCAGUCCUUUGAUCAUAUGGCAAGGUGGCUUGAGGAAUUGCGAAGCCAUGCUGACAAGAACAUCAUGAUCAUGCUAAUUGGGAACAAAUCAGAUCUUGGCACACUACGGGCUGUACCGACCGAGGAUGCGAAGGAGUUUGCUGAACGCGAGAGCCUCUUCUUCAUGGAGACCUCGGCUCUUGAGGCCACCAAUGUCGAAAAUGCUUUCACGACUGCUCUAACAGAGAUAUACCGCACCGUCAGCAAGAAAAACCUUGUUGCGAACGACGAGUCGAAUUCUAGCGGAAACGCGAGUUUGCUGAAAGGAACUAAAGUUAUCAUCCCUGGUCAGGAGGCAGCCCCUGCAGCCAAGGCCACAUGUUGUAUGUCCUCGUAGACAUAGCAUCAUAUAUACUAUGGUGUUUCUGGCAAUUAAAUGUUUCCAUGUAGUCCCACUGUAUCUACACAUUGAAUAGCUGGGAUUCUUGGGAGGAGGGACGAAAGGUCCAUAUCAAUAGUUAACUCACAUACAUUGUAAUUUUCUUGAUAACUACUUUUUAAUCUAAUUAUAUGGCGGUGUGUAGUCAUUAAAAACA